This is a messenger RNA of Aspergillus heteromorphus CBS 117.55, 1320 nucleotides long. RefSeq lists its product as uncharacterized. The record is from RefSeq and is a predicted model, not a curated record. Bases 71 to 1210 code for a protein of 379 amino acids. Gene Ontology annotation, cellular component: kinetochore; Mis6-Sim4 complex. Lineage: Eukaryota; Fungi; Ascomycota; Eurotiomycetes; Eurotiales; Aspergillaceae. The transcript has 2 exons.
CGUCGCAUCAAGACCGCAUCACGAACAAAACACCACCACACCACCACCAUCCCAUCCCAUCGCAUCCAAAAUGGAAGACGACGACCUCGACUCGGAGAUCUCCACCAUCCGCGCAGAAAUCCGCACCCUCCAACACCGCCGCCGAAUCCUCAGCUCGAGCAUCCUCGCCUCGCGGCCCCUGCAACGUCUCGCCACAAAAGCGCACCCCCAAUCACCCCCCUCCGCCCAAUCCCAACACCAGCAGCAAACCCAGCAAUGGGCCGAAAUCUCCCCGCUGCUACAAUCCAGCAGCGCGCACGCGCGAACCAACCACCACCGCAUCGGCUUUUCCACGACCACCUUCCCCUUCAAAGAUCCCUCCCCCACAGCAGACACGCCGAACCUUCUCGGCGUGAGGAUCGAUAUCGGUCUGCGGGACGGGACGUACACGAAACCGUAUUACAUUCUGCUGCGCACGGGGACGAAUAGGGAGGGGAAGAAGGAGGUUAGUGUGCACCGGCAUACCGUGCCGGCUGUGGUGGAUGUAGGGGGGUUGGAGAGGGGGUAUUUGCCGCGCAGUAAGGUGCCGACUACUACCGUUGACGGAGAGGAGGUGGAGGCGGAGGCGGAGGCGCAGCUGAAGCCCUGGAAAUACAAGCCCAAGAAACAGGAUUUGAAGGGGUUUGUGCGCGAGGUGCGCAAACAGUUGGUUGUGUGGCAUUUGCGGUGCGAUGCGGUGCGGUAUCUGAGGGAGAAGUUGGGGGUGGUGAGACGCGGAGUUGAUGACGAUGCGGCCGGAUUUGAGGAGGAUGAGGAGGGGGGUUGGGAGAGGGAUAUUCUGGGUGCUGCGGCUGGGGUCGGCGAGGAGACGCGCAUCGCGAAGAAUGACCUGGGAAUUGUGUCGCUGGGGCCGACGGCGCUGGAGGCGGUGUAUGUCCGCUUGGAGUGGGAGGAUGGUCGCGUCGGGAGGUUUAAGAUCUCGAGUACUGGCGUCGUCGAGAGGGCGGUGGUACUGGGGGAUAAUGGGAGAGAUAAGGAGAUGGAGGAUGUGAUUACAGGGGGGGAUGGGAGGGUGGAGACGUUGUUUGAUCGGUUGAGGAAGCAUGGCUUGUCUGAGCGUGAAGAGGGAGGAGAUAGGUCUGAACACGGAGAUGGAGGGGAGGGGUCUGAACAGGGAUAUGGAGAGGACGGGUCUGAUCAUGGAGACAUGGGUGAUGAAUCUAUCCUGUGAGGCAUGGUCGUGAAAUAACUGUUCUUGUGUUUUCCGAUUGCGACUUAGCGAAUUACGCCUCCUGGCUGGAUAUAAUGGGACUUUACGGGAUUUGCACCUGCCAAAUGUCU